GCUUCGUUUGGUUGCAGGUGCAUGUGAAUUUGCAGCAAAUAAUUCAAAAAAAGAGGAACCGUUUUGUCAGAUACAGCAACAGAGCUGGUAGGUUUUUUGGUCUCAGUAAGAAUCCAUCUGCUAGUGCAGCAGUGAUUUCUGCAACGUCCUCAGCAUCUGUGGGCGUUGGGGCUGCUCUGGAGGUGCAAGAAAUACGGGAGAGAUCCAACAAGUGGCAAUGGAACCAGUACUCCAUAAACUAUUUCGUUUCACAUUAUCAACCUUCUCAACAGCAACAUCAAUCAAGUGUAGAUCCUCCUGUCGUCCUUUUAGUUCAUGGAUUUGGAGCUUCUAUUCCUCAUUGGCGCAGUGGAUUGUCAUUGGAUCGCUUUAUUCACAGAGAAGCCCAGUGAUCUUCUGGCUCAUACAUCAAACAGUCAGCAUGCCUUUAUUCAGAGAUUUGUUGUUCUUGACAUGCAUGUCCCCAGGUCCUGAUGUUUUAUUUGGAGAUUUCUUCAGGAAUAUUAGCGCAUUGUCUCAAUACUCGACUGUCUAUGCCAUCGACCUUCUUGGCUUUGGUGCAUCUGAUAAGCCUGCCGGCUUUGCAUAUACCAUGGAAACAUGGGCUGAUUUGAUAUUGGAUUUUGUGAAAGACAUCAUUAAGAGACCAACUGUGCUAGUGGGUAACUCAGUGGGAAGCCUUGCUUGUGUGAUUGCUGCUUCAGAUUCUAGUCGCAAUCUAGUUCGAGGACUUGUGCUCUUAAACUGUGCUGGUGGCAUGAACAAUAAAGCAAUUGUUGACGAUUGGAGGAUCAAACUGUUAUUACCUUUGCUUUGGCUGGUCGAUUUCUUAUUGAACCAACGGAGAAUUGCUUCAGCUCUGUUUGAGCGUGUGAAGAAGAGAGAUAGCUUGAGGAACAUUUUGUCUUCCGUAUAUGGAAACAAGGAAAAUGUGGAUGAAGAUCUGAUAGAUAUAAUAUUAGAACCAGCCAAUGACGAAGGGGCACUUGAUGCAUUCGUUUCGAUCGUAACGGGGCCACCAGGGCCGAGCCCUGUGCAACUAAUGCCAAAAAUUUCCGUGCCUGUUUUGAUUUUAUGGGGAGAUGAAGAUCCAUUCACGCCACUUGAUGGUCCUGUUGGGAAGUACUUCUCCAAGUUAUCUAUGGAAGCUCCAAAUGUCAGUCUUUGUGUGUUGAAAGGCGUAGGACAUUGCCCUCAUGAUGAUAGGCCUGAAUUAGUGCAUGAAAAGCUCCUUCCAUGGCUGGCUCAGCUUCAUGCUUUAUAACAAGUUUUUCCGCGUCCACAAGAUCAUAUAGGUGUAUCUCUGUUUGUAUAGCCAAAUCCCAGCUUUUUCUGCAACCAAGUUGGUUUAUCAUUCAAAAUGUCAGUCAUAGUUUGAUAUUAUUUAAUUGUUGUAAAGGGAAAAAUUCGCAAUUCUUAGGUCAAACAAUUGCCAAUGAUUAUGUCUUUUGUACCACAUAUUCUCACUAAAUAGAUGAUUGCCUGUAAUAUAGUACCUUUGGCUUUGCAUGUUUGUAUAUGGGCAAAUGUAGUAUGGUUCCUUCGGCUU
Cucurbita pepo subsp. pepo (vegetable marrow) is the source of this 1549-nucleotide messenger RNA. The record is from RefSeq and is a predicted model, not a curated record. NCBI's taxonomy places the organism in Eukaryota, Viridiplantae, Streptophyta, Magnoliopsida, Cucurbitales, Cucurbitaceae.